UAUGUUCUAGUGUACUGUGUCCUGGGACUUUUUACUGUGAUUCUGUUUAGUAUGAAUAGGCUGCAUUGUUUCAUUUUUAAUUCCUUCGCUUCAGCUGACCUCCAUUGUGCAGUACCAUCGCAAGUUGUAGAUUCUUGCAGAUCAUGUGAUGUUGCAUGAUGACCCCCUUGCAGCAAUGUGACUUUUGCUUCAUGAUCUUCACAUGGUUCAUCAGGCUGAUACCAUUUGUACUGCUCUUCAUUUCGUACUGCUGCACUCAAGUGUACAUGCACAGCAGCAAAGCUACCGUCCCCAUCAGACCACUGUGUGAAAGUUGGUACACGUCAAAGAAGUACGAGAGUCUGGGAUUAAACAUCACCAGGAAAAACAAAUUGUUCCUGAAUCUGGAAGAUUUCUUCUGGAAAAAUUUUUCGUCAAGUCUGCCAUUACCUUAUGGCAUUAAAGGGAGUGAACUGCUCCUUCUGAAGGUUUUAGCUGUCAUAGCCAGUUAUGAAAUGCCACAAAGUAUUGAAAGCUUGGACUGCAGAAGGUGCGUUGUUGUUGGAAAUGGGUUCUCAAUAAAAAACACCUCUCUAGGAGGGACCAUCAACAAGUACGAUGUCGUAAUCAGAGUAAACGACGCCCCGGUGAGGGGCUAUGAGGCAGAUGUGGGCAACAAGACUACCAUGAGAUUCUUCUACCCAGAGUCGGCCUCGGUGAACCCCUACAUUCAUAAUGACCCUGACACUGUUAUGGUCUUAGUGCCUUUCAAGCAGCAGGAUCUGCGCUGGAUGAAGGAGAUCCUGUACGAUGAGAAGAGGGUAAGAAAGGGAUUUUGGAAGCCCCCUCCUCAGAUCUGGCAGGCCAAAACCAGCCAGAUCCGCAUCCUGGACCCUUUCUUCCUGCACGAAACGGAAACCAGGCUGCUUAACCUCACGGUGAACGUCAACCCAAAGAGCCGCGAGAAAUUAACCCAACCUACCACAGGGAUUUUAGCCAUUUUUGUGGCCCUUAAUUACUGCGAUGUAGUUCAUGUCGCGGGGUUUGGAUAUCCUAAGGUUUCAGAGCAGAAGCAUCCUAUCCAUUACUAUGGAUAUGACACUAUGAAGUCUAUGAAGGUGAGUGAGAGCUACUUAAGCUUAUCAAAGCUGGUUGACUACAGCUGACCAAAACAUGUUUGUUUUUAAUCAUAGUUGUAAUCACUUAAGAGUGGGGUUUCUUAGCUGUUAACCCAGGAUUUUAAUUGUCAGACUUAAAGCAAGUAAAUAACACAGGUCAUUAAUGAAGACCUAAAGGAUACUGUAUAUGCACUGAUUUAUUUGUGUUUAU
Messenger RNA from Lepisosteus oculatus (spotted gar), 1308 nucleotides. NCBI's taxonomy places the organism in Eukaryota, Metazoa, Chordata, Actinopteri, Semionotiformes, Lepisosteidae. The record is from RefSeq and is a predicted model, not a curated record.